Molecule: messenger RNA, 1690 nt
Organism: Exophiala mesophila
Lineage: Eukaryota; Fungi; Ascomycota; Eurotiomycetes; Chaetothyriales; Herpotrichiellaceae
Exons: 3
Coding region: 271-1443 (390 amino acids)
Cellular component (GO): VCP-NPL4-UFD1 AAA ATPase complex
Molecular function (GO): polyubiquitin modification-dependent protein binding
Source: RefSeq, a predicted model, not a curated record
UGCUGACACCCAACAUCUCCUGUUCCUGCGCUGUAUCACCUUUUCUCCCUUCGAGCAUAAAUUCGAGAUCCUCUAAGAAGCCCCCUCAUAGCCUCAAUCUCAGGAUCAAAUACCCGUUAUCUCAAGUCCACCCACUCGAAUUGCCCAUCCCUCCCCAGCGGCGAGAUACGAACUCAUCCCCACUUACAACGCCAUCGCCCCCCUCUCACUCUUGAGAAAAGAAGGACAGAUCAAGGGCCCUGGCCAUAGUCUGGCCGUUGCUCUGUCGUCAUGUCGUAUUACCAAGGCGAUAUGAUGGGCUACCCAUCCUUCCUACGCGGCGCCCCGCCUGUCGGCAUGUCUACAAAAAAAUUCGACGAAUAUUACCGGUGCUAUCCUGUCGUCAUGAUGAACGGGCCCGAGAGAACAAGCGUCAAUUAUGGUGGCAAGGUCUUGCUACCCCCUUCGGCCCUCGACAAAUUAACACGACUUCACAUUGCCUACCCCAUGUUGUUUCAGUUAAUCAAUGGAAAUGCCGGAAAGCAGACACAUGCCGGUGUUCUCGAGUUCAUCGCCGAAGAGGGAAGAAUAUAUCUACCACAAUGGUUGAUGAAGACUUUGGACCUCGACCCUGGCGACCUACUCCAAGUCAAAUCUACCGAUCUCCCACCAGGCAAAUUCAUCAAGUUACAACCCCAAUCUCCAGCCUUUCUUGAUAUCUCAGAUCCCCGUGCCGUCCUAGAAAACGCAUUCCGAAAUUUCUCGUGCCUCACCAAGGGCGACAUUUUCACCUUUGAGUACAAUGAUCAGACCUACGAUAUUGCCGUAUUGGAGAUCAAGCCUGAAACAGACUCUCAUGCCAUUGUGACAAUGGAAACAGAUCUGUCGGUGGAUUUCGCCACGCCAGUUGGAUAUGUCCCGCCUGAACGGACAAGUGGCACCAGCACACCAAGGAGUGGGAUUGGCAAGCCCCAUGGCGGCCCAGUGCACUAUCAAGGAACCAUGGCUCAGUCCAUCAACUAUGAAAGCAUCGCGCCAAACUCCAACGCUGCAGCUGCCGGCGCCAGACAUCUUUCCUCCAAUUUUCUCUCUUCAGGGCACAAACUCAAUUCCAAGAAGGGAUCAAAAGCACCGACCCCGAAUCCUUCUACUCCGGUAGCUGGAACGUCGACUAACGCGCCUGGAAGACCACCAUUACGCAAGACCAACGGCCCACAGCCGCUUCGACUACCACCGGGGAAGUUGUUCUUCGGUUAUGAAAUCAAACCUGUACCUAAACGAGACGAAAAUGGCGAGCCGAUUCCCCCAGACGAGUCCAAACCACGGUUUCAGGGACAGGGACAGACCUUGAGGCAGAAGAAGAAACUCGCCGGUGGUGGAACAGACAGCGGCACGGCCAGCGGAGUGAGUAGCGAUGCAGAAGGAAAAGCAAACAUAAAAGGCAAAGGUAAACCACCAAGAUGAGAAUAAAGGAGCCAUGCCAGUAUAAAGUGGUAGAUGAUGACUGGGUGAAUGGGCUACCCUGCUUGUCUACCCUUUCACAGGAUCGCCGGCAACGUAUCCGGCAAUAUAUCACGUGGCGGGAUUUCGCCUAGCUAAUCCAAUGAGCCCUUUUCUUAGUCAUCCUGUUCUAGACAUGACCAUAGAUACAGAAUAAAGAGUGUAAACAGCUACCCUACUAACCGCAUCAUAUCAUGACAACUUUGAUAGG